UUGACAACGACAACGUCUUUUCUGCUCCCGGCACGUGUUUCUUAAAAGAAAGCGUGGUUGUUUGUAGUAAAUAUUACGAACAAUUAAAUAUUUUAAAUUAAACUUAAGCUUUAAUAGUAAUAAGUAAGCAAUCCACGUGUUAUGCGUUAAGAUGGGACGUAAAGCAAAAUUCGACGAGACCAAGAAAGUUAAGAAAGGACCGGGUAGAAAAGCCCGUAAGCAGCCCGAUCCAGUUUUUAGAAAGGAACUUCUUGAAGAUGAAAGUGAUACAAAAAAAUUGAGCCAUAGACAAAAACAGCGAGCUGCAAGGAGGUUAAAGAAGAAAGCUCAGUUAGCUGAAAAAAGGAAAGCUGCUAAACAAGCAAAGAAGAAUGUAAACCAGGAAGAAGAAAAGAAAAUUAUUGAAGAGGAUAAUUCUAAUGAUGAAGAAGUUAAAGGAGGUUUUACCGAUGAAAAUAAGGAAUGGUUGAAAUUGAAGAAACCUAAAACAAAGAAAGAAGUAGAUAAACCCGUGGAAGAUAGUGAUGAAGAGUCAGGUUCUGAACUUGAAUCUGCUUCUGAACCUGAACAGGACAGUGAUGAUAAUGAAGAAGGUGAAGAAGAGAAUAAAAAAGAAACUGGUGACAAAGAAAACUAUAAGGUUGGAACACUGGAUGAUUUAUUUGAAGACUCUGAUAAUGAAAAUGCUGGUGAAAAUGGCUUAGAAAGUGAUGAUGAUGCACCAAAGAUGACUUAUGACUCUGACUCCAGUGAAGGGGAUGGGAAAGAUGAUGGUGUUAACAAGGAUGAUGAUGAUGACAUGUUACCAAUUGAAAAAGCCAAUUUGAAACUAAAAAAGAAACAAAAAAUGAACCAGAAACUAGCUGAUGAAGAAAUGCAACUUAAUAUUGCCAAACAAGAUGUAUUUGCAUUUCCCACAGAGGAGGAAUUGCAAAAUCCUACCAGUCUACAAGAUAUACAUCAAAGAAUUAAAGAUAUUGUCACUGUUUUGGGUGAUUUUAACCGAUUAAAGCAAGAUGGCAAGUCACGGUGUGAAUACACAGACUUGCUUCUAAAAGAUUUGUGUACAUAUUACAGCUACAAUGAGUUUUUAAUGGAAAUUCUCAUGCAAUUAUUCCCAGUACAGGAACUUGUAGAAUUUUUGGAAGCGAGUGAAAUGUCACGACCUGUUACCAUACGUACUAAUAGUCUUAAAACUAGAAGACGCGAUUUGGCACAAGCACUGAUUAAUAGAGGGGUCAAUUUGGACCCUGUUGGGAAAUGGAGUAAAGUGGGCUUAGUUAUAUACAGUUCAACGGUUCCUAUAGGUGCAACUCCUGAAUAUUUAGCUGGUCACUAUAUCCUUCAGGGUGCGUCAAGUUUCUUGCCGGUAAUGGCACUUGCUCCACAAGAAAAUGAAAGGAUUUUAGAUAUGUGUGCGGCUCCAGGAGGAAAAGCAUCACAUAUUGCAGCAAUUAUGAAAAAUACUGGAGCUUUAUUCGCAAAUGAUGCAAAUAAAGAGCGUACGAAAGCUGUUGUUGGAAACUUCCAUAGACUAGGUGUUGUGAAUGCUGUUGUAUGUAACUAUGAUGGUCGGCAAUUCCCUAAUGUAAUAAAGGGCUUUGACAGGGUUUUAUUGGAUGCACCAUGCACAGGAACAGGGGUCAUAGCUAAAGACCCUAGUGUCAAAACUACAAAAGAUCAGAAAGAUAUUCAAAGAUGUUUCAAUCUACAAAGGCAGUUGUUGCUAUCUGCAAUCGACUGUUGCAAUGCUAAAUCAAGUACAGGGGGAUAUAUAGUUUAUUCAACAUGUUCUAUUUUACCAGAGGAAAAUGAAUGGGUGGUAAAUCAUGCUUUAAAACGACGUAAUGUGAAGUUGGUACCGACUGGCUUAGAUUUUGGAACUGAAGGUUUCGUUAAAUACAGACAUCAUAGAUUCCAUCCAUCAUUAAAAUUAACGAGAAGAUUCUACCCACACACACACAAUAUGGAUGGAUUUUUCGUUGCCAAGCUUAAAAAGUUCUCCAACGUCAUUCCGGAACCAUUUAAAGAUGAAGAUGACGAAGAAGUGGAUGAUGAGAAAGUGGCCACAGAGAAUGGUGAAGCAAGUACAUCGGAACAAAAAGUUGAUGCGACUUCAACUAAUGGUCCACUAAAAAGGCCAGCACCUUCAGAUACAAAAGAGCCACAGAAAAAGAAAAAAUCUAAAGGAAACAGUGAUGCACCAGAAGAAAAAUUAGAAGACAAUGUUGAGGGAAAGAAAAAGAAAAACAAGAAAAAUAAACAAAAAGGCAAAGUAUUGAAAGAAAGCGAAACAGAAGCAAAAACAUCAAAUAUUGAUGAAAAUGUAAAUGAAGAUAAAUCAAAUGAAACAGGAAAAGUCGACAAAAAACCCCAACAAGAUUUACCAAAAGAUUCCACAAAUUCAGUUGGCAAUACUCCAAGUCCUAAAAAGAAAGGCAAGAAAAACAAAAAGAAAAAACAACAAUCUAAUCCUACUGUAGUUAGUAAAAACGAACAAAACGUUACUGAGAAAGUACAAUUGGAAGUAUCAAAGAAGUUGAAAAAUAAAAUGAAGAAAAAGAAAAAAAUCGGACAAAUUAAUAACAAAAACAAGAAUGAAACAAAGUCUGUGAAAUCCAAUCAAAAAUAUUCUGAAGAGAGCGGUCAUUGA
This is a messenger RNA of Papilio polytes (common Mormon), 2653 nucleotides long. Its product is annotated as 25S rRNA (cytosine-C(5))-methyltransferase nop2. The coding region runs from base 152 to 2653 and encodes 833 amino acids. Gene Ontology annotation, biological process: maturation of LSU-rRNA; rRNA base methylation. NCBI's taxonomy places the organism in Eukaryota, Metazoa, Arthropoda, Insecta, Lepidoptera, Papilionidae. Gene Ontology annotation, molecular function: rRNA (cytosine-C5-)-methyltransferase activity; RNA binding. The transcript is spliced from 7 exons. Gene Ontology annotation, cellular component: nucleolus. The record is from RefSeq and is a predicted model, not a curated record.